Messenger RNA from Onychostruthus taczanowskii (white-rumped snowfinch), 789 nucleotides. RefSeq names its product aquaporin 8 (gene AQP8). The record is from RefSeq and is a predicted model, not a curated record. NCBI's taxonomy places the organism in Eukaryota, Metazoa, Chordata, Aves, Passeriformes, Passeridae. Gene Ontology annotation, cellular component: plasma membrane. Gene Ontology annotation, biological process: water transport; transmembrane transport. Bases 1 to 789 code for a protein of 262 amino acids. The transcript has 6 exons. Gene Ontology annotation, molecular function: water channel activity.
AUGGACCUGCUGGAAGCUGGGGUGCCCUCCGUGCCCAGCCGUGCCAUCCAGGACAGGCUGGACAUGGAGGCCAAGCCCUCGGCGCCGCGGCCGCGCCGCUUCGAGCGCCACGUGCAGCCCUGCGUGGCCGAGCUGCUGGGCAGUGCCCUCUUCAUCUUCAUCGGCUGCCUGGCCGUGCUGGAGGAGCCGGGGGGCACGGGCCACCUGCAGCCCGCCCUGGCACACGGGCUGGCCCUGGCUGUCACCGUGGCCGUGCUGGGGGACAUCAGCGGAGGCCACCUGAACCCCGCCGUGUCCCUGGCCGUGUGGCUGCUCGGGGGGCUCCCCACCACCAUGCUCAUCCCCUACUGGCUGUCCCAGCUCUGCGGAGGGGCGAUCGGAGCCGGCCUGGCAAAGGCUGUGGCACCGAGCGAGCACUUUGGCAAUGCCAGCGGAGCAGCCUUCGUUGGCAUCACGGCUGGCGAGCAGGUCCCCGCUGUCCUGGGGGCUGAGAUCGUCCUGAGCUCCUUCCUGCUCCUGGUGGUCUGCAUGGGAACCGUCAAUGGCAGGACCAGCACCCCGCUGGCCCCGCUCUGCAUCGGCCUCGCCGUCACCGCCGACAUCCUGGCAGGGGGCGGCGUGUCCGGAGCCUGCAUGAACCCAGCCCGAGCCUUCGGGCCAGCUCUGGUGGCCAACUGCUGGGACUACCACUGGGUGUACUGGGUGGGGCCCAUGGUGGCCGCGCUCCUCGUCGGGGCCCUGGUGAGGCUCCUGAUGGGUGACCAGGCCACCCGCCUGCUCCUGAAAUGA